AGUUAUUAACCUACAAAUUUUGAUCAAAUCUUCCAAAACUGCACAAAAAAUGGCUAACAACGACAUAACUUCCUCCUCCUCCUCCUCCUCUUCGUUGCCGGUCCGUGAAAUCCCCGGCAGCUACGGGUUACCGUUGUUGGGACCACUAACCGACCGCUUUAACUACUCGUGGUUUCAAGGGCCCGAAAAGUUUUUCAGGAAGCGGAUAGAGAAGAAUAAGAGCACGGUGUUUCGUACAAACGUUCCACCUAGCUUCCCCUUUUUUCUUGCUAAUCCAAACGUUGUCGCGGUUCUUGAUUGCAAAUCAUUUGCUCAUAUGUUCGAUAUGGAACUAGUCGAGAAGAAGAACACCCUUGUUGGCGAUUGGAUGCCUAGCACUAGAUUUACUGGCGAUAGGCGCGUUUGUGCUUAUCUUGAUACAUCUGAACCUCAACAUGAACAGAUCAAGAACUUCGCAAUGGACACACUCAAACAAAGCUCAACCAUUUGGGUCCCAACCCUAACCACCUUACUAGACACAAUGUGGGACACCAUCGAGUCCCAACUCGACUCCGGUCCGGUCAGCUACCUCGUACCCAUUCAAAAAUUCAUCUUUGCCUUCGCAUCUUUAUGCAUAGCAGGUGCGGACCCGGCUAACUCACCAGACAUAGCCGACAAAGGUUACAUCCGUAUGGACCGCUGGCUCGCGGUUCAGCUACUACCCAUUGUCCCAAUAACCGCCUUCCAACCCUUGGUGGAAAUAUUCCUACACUCCUUUCCCUACCCUUACUUCUUAGUGAGUCGUGACUAUAAAAAAUUAUAUGAAUUCGUGGAAAGCGAGGGUAAAGAAGUAAUUUCACGAGCUCAAACCGAGUUCAACCUCAGUAAAGAAGACGCAACCCAUAAUCUCCUUUUCAUCCUCGGGUUCAACGCAUUUGGCGGGUUUUCAAUCCUUUUCCCAUCUUUAUUAUCCGCAUUAGCGGCUGAUGAAACCGGGGUUCAAGAAAAGUUAAGAAAAGAAGUGAGAGAAAAAGCCGGGCCCACGUCAGGUUUAAGCUUGAGAUCCGUUCAAGAAAUGGAUCUGGUUCAGUCUUUUGUUUAUGAGACACUUAGACUGAACCCGCCUGUGCCAUUGCAGUACGGGCGGGCCCGAAAGGACUUUGAGUUGAGUUCUCAUGACUCGGUUUUUAAAAUAAAAAAAGGUGAGUUACUAUGUGGGUACCAGCCUUUGGUGAUGAGAGAUCCUAAGGUGUUUGAUGACCCGGGAACGUUUGUUCCGGACCGGUUUACUGGCGAGAAGGGUAAAGAGUUGUUGAGUUAUUUGUACUGGUCGAACGGGCCGCAAUCUGGGAUGCCAAGUGGGUCGAACAAACAGUGUGCGGCGAAAGACUAUGUUACGCUCACUACUUCGUUGUUUCUUGCACAUAUGUUUUUGAGAUAUGAUUCGGUUACAAUAACUAAUGCUUCGUUUACAGCUGUUGAUAAACCCACACCAUGAGUUAUCAAAGAUCGUUAAGAGGAAGAUUGAGACUAUUAAAAGUUCCUUCCUAUUAGACCAUGUGUAGUGGUUUAGCAAAAUAAUGCCCCCACCAUGGGGCAUUAUUCGACACGUGGCAGUCCAGUCAGCAUGGGGCGUUAUUGCAAAAGUGGCGUAGUGGGAAUAAUGCCCAAAUAAUGCCCCUUCCAAUUAUUAAACAAUUAUUUUUGAGGUUUAAAAAAAAAGGAAACUACAAGUGCCCCAAACCCGUUGGCUAGUCAACAUGGUUGGCCGGAUCUUGAGCGUUGUUUUAAAAACGCUAAACAAAAUUUUUUUUAAAAAUAAUGCCCCAAAACGCCCCAUGUAAUGGGUUGGGGGCGUUUUUAGGCGUUUUUUUUCAAUUUUUUUUUAAAAACCACGCCCCACUACGGGUGG
This is a messenger RNA of Helianthus annuus (common sunflower), 1891 nucleotides long. RefSeq names its product fatty acid hydroperoxide lyase, chloroplastic-like. The coding region runs from base 50 to 1477 and encodes 475 amino acids. The transcript is spliced from 2 exons. Gene Ontology annotation, biological process: sterol metabolic process. Gene Ontology annotation, molecular function: iron ion binding; oxidoreductase activity, acting on paired donors, with incorporation or reduction of molecular oxygen; monooxygenase activity. The record is from RefSeq and is a predicted model, not a curated record. NCBI's taxonomy places the organism in Eukaryota, Viridiplantae, Streptophyta, Magnoliopsida, Asterales, Asteraceae.